This is a messenger RNA of Vitrella brassicaformis, 936 nucleotides long. The record is from the annotation of a GenBank genome assembly. Lineage: Eukaryota; Vitrellaceae.
UGCAAAGGAGAAGAGUUGUUCGCCUCGUGAGCCAAGACGAAGAGUCGUUGCAGGAGGAGAGCUGAAAGGAUAUUUGAGAUUAGCACACCAUGGAGGCCACUGAUAGCCGAAGGUGAGCGGCGAAUCCCCAAGGCAGAAUGUCGCGCGGCAUGUGUGCAUUUCGUGGCUGCAGGCCGCCGUCCAUUCGAUGGACGUUGCAUAGGGACCGGGCGGGGGCGUUUGAGAGGACGAGAGGGAGUUUCCUUAGAGGGGCGGCAGAUGCACUCACAUGGGCCGGCAUCCUGCCGAAGACGGCCGCGUUUCUACGACAGGUACGCUGACGGGAUUACCUCCACCCAUCCAUCCAUCCAUCCAUCCAUACGAGCAUCCUCACUCACGGCAGGCCUGACGCAAUCCCAUCUGUCUGUCCUUGUCUUGGUUUGUUGCUGUCGUGCAGUCGGUACCCGUUGUGCCAACUACACACCACGACGGGGAUGGAGCUCCAGCUGCAGCUGCGCGCACCGCUACCAGAGAGGAUGCAACAAGGGAGGACAGCCGACACGACGGCCUGUCGCCUUGCAGCCCGUCACCGAGGAGGCACCCUGACAUGGACCACCGGCCAGACGACGCACAACCAUCGCGUGGACCGUCACGUGCGCCAUCUUCCAUGCCCGUGUCGCCGUCAGCCGCGAGGCAGAGGGCCGUUGGUCAGGAUAUGUCCACAACGGACGGCUUCGAGGCUCACACAGAGCGGGACCCGCGGGGGCAGCGAGGCUUCGACAGUGACUACGACAGGUCGGCUGCGGCGUCCCGAGCCCGCACACGACAGGUCGGCUGCGGCGUCCCGAGCCCGCACACAAGAAGACAUCACCUCUGACGGACGGGAUGAAGUAGUACGGAGGGAGCAUGUGUCGCCCCGAUCACCAUCGAGGCGCGCUGAGACGAGCUACCAGCCAG